UCAACCUUUAUCUUUCGAUAUAAAACUGACCUGUGCAGCUUUGUUUGAGAUAAAAAAAACCUCAGCAGUCAGCAGACUGUACAGGACAAAGACCUAGCUACUAUAUAGCUCAGUUCUUGAUCAUUGUGGACACACACACUGUUAUCUAUACAAAUGCUUCUUUGGGAGGAGUAAAACAAUGGAGGAGAACAACAAUGUCACUGGGAUAUCGAUCAAACCACUCCCACCUCUUGAUACCUUGUCCCGUAAGGAACUGAGGGACUUAGUCUCACCAGAGCCGACCGAUACAAGAUACAGUACCAGGAGACGCUCAUCGUUACACGAAGAGAGAGAGACCCUAACUUGCUGUACGUUUAGCAAUCGUUCGAAAGCCUACAAGAAUCUUUUAGGUACUAGUGCUUCAUUCAUUGUAGUUUUUGGAUCGUAUUUGGGUAUCUUAAGUCUGCAGAGCUCAAUAAAUUCAGAAGCUGGUCUAGGCUUAGCUUCAUCUGCUAUUAUCUAUGGGACACUCAUAAUUGCCUGUUUCUUUGGCCCUGGGAUGGUAAAACUCUUGGGUACCAAAUACUCCCUCAUUAGCGGCUACAUAUUAUUUUUUUGUUACACUCUCUGUAACUAUUACCCAUCCUGGUACACUCUAGUCAUUGGUGCCAUUUUGAAUGGUAUUGGGCAAGCCCCACUGUGGAUUGCUGUUUUUGGGCACCCCAUAGCCAUAGCACUACGAUACUAUGAAGACCUCAAAGAGACCCCAAAUCAUGCCAUAGCUUUCUUCACAGGGAUCAUAGCUGCGUCCAUAAAACUCGCUCAAAUAUUUGGAAGUCUCAUAUCCUCCAUCAUAUUAGUGAAUGUGGACAGCACGGAAAACAAUGGAGCAACAAACCUCACCAAUACUUCAACAAGCAAUGGAGAAUGUGUUGAUACGUUUGGUCCUCCUAUUGAGCCAGGCCCUAUAUACUACACGUUGAUUUCUGUGUACGCCUUGGCUGGUAUUAUUGGGACUAUAAUAGCAGCUGUGUUUCUUGAU
Messenger RNA from Amphimedon queenslandica, 1021 nucleotides. RefSeq names its product protein unc-93 homolog A-like. The annotation marks the transcript as partial. The transcript has 2 exons. The record is from RefSeq and is a predicted model, not a curated record. NCBI's taxonomy places the organism in Eukaryota, Metazoa, Porifera, Demospongiae, Haplosclerida, Niphatidae.